AAAGAGGGCUAAGGUUUUAUCGGCGCAUAGUAGAAAAAGCCCACUCCUCCUCCUAAAACCCUACCACUUCAUUUGUUUCCUCCCAUUUUCAUUCUAUUGCAGAAGCACACACCAGCUAAAAAAAACAAAAAUGCUUAGAAUCACAAGAACGCAACAACCACUCCAGUCCCUAACCCACCAAUUCCUCCAACGUUGUUCUGUAAGUGGAACGUCGAAAGGAAAAGGCAAAGAUGGGGUAGCAAAGAAACGCUCUAAAGUAACAACGAACAAGAACAAGAAAUCAGGCUCUCAAGAUCCUUCUAGGCGUCAAGACUCUGAGAGGAACCGUCUUUAUGACCAGUUCAUCAACGCACCAACCCCAGUUCGUUACUUAAAGCCCAAAGACCGUGCUCGUGAAGCAGAAAGAGAAAAAUUGGGACUUCUAAGCAAAGACAGGAUUCGCGAAAAGGAGAUUUUAAAGAAAGGUGGAAGGCAAGCUAUGGGUGUUCCUGAUGAGCCCAUGAUUAUAGGGACUCCUGGUUUAGAUUUGAUUUCUUUAGGUUUGGUUGAUGUCGAUAAGAUACCAAAAUAUGAGUUGACUGAGGAGGAUGGGAUGAAAUUGGCCAAGGAGUACAGUAGGGUGUUGAUGAGAAAGCAUAGGGCCAGGCAGGCUGCUUUGACUAAUAGCUUGAAGUGUAAGAACGAGGCUAUUGAGGCUUUACCGGAGAAUUUGAAGAAGGCCGCCUUGAUACCGGAUCUAACGCCUUUUCCUGCUGGUAGUUUCAUGGCUACUUUGACUCCACCCAUUGAAGGGUAUAGUGACAAAAUUAAUGAGGCAGCGAAGAAGAGUGCUGGGAUGCAAAAGAUUAGAUAGACAGAUGGAUGUUGUUCGUUAAGAGGAAAUCUGACGAGCACUUGCAAACUAUCUGAUGUAGUGCGGAGAUGAGAAGGAAAACAUGGAAGAGGAAAGGAGGAGGUGGAGAUGGAGGAGGAGGAGAGUGGAUUAGAGGAGAGAAAAUUAGAGAACAUCACAUUCAAUCUAUCGUCCAAAACUGUUUGACAAUAAACUACAAUAACUUGAAAACUAAUAACGCGAGAAUAUCUUGAAGGUAACUCCAUCACCCCUCCCUUUUGCUGCGAUGAACUGCGUUCAAGAGUGUGAUUGCGAUUGCAAAUUAUUAUUAUGACACUGUAAGCCAAAAGACAUUGUCUUUUGCUGUGGAAAAAAGUCACGCCUCGUAUAAAACUUUGGAUUCUUAUAGUACUUUUCAAGGAAAAGUUUAAUUUGGUU
Messenger RNA from Populus euphratica (Euphrates poplar), 1270 nucleotides. RefSeq lists its product as uncharacterized. Gene Ontology annotation, cellular component: mitochondrial large ribosomal subunit; mitochondrial ribosome. Bases 131 to 853 code for a protein of 240 amino acids. Lineage: Eukaryota; Viridiplantae; Streptophyta; Magnoliopsida; Malpighiales; Salicaceae. The transcript is spliced from 2 exons. The record is from RefSeq and is a predicted model, not a curated record.